CUCCUAGUACCUGGUAAAAUAAUAUAUAUAUAGAAGAUAGAAUACUUCAAUUUUAUAAACUAGGACUUGGGCAAAAGUUAAUGGACCAUAAAAGUAGAUGUUAUCUUUUUGAUACUUUUUGGGAAUCUAAUUAGAAAAUGAGUAAAAUAAAUGUAGAUGUAGACUGCACCAGGCGGUGUAGGUCUAAAAGCCAUGGACAAGCUCUGACAAGUGCCAUAACUAAGAGAUCUGUAAAUGAUGAAUCCUUAGCAAGCUUUAUUAAGGCAACUUGUGCUAAUUUCACAAAGGCUUUUGAUUUUGAGGGACGCACUGCAUUGCAUAUGACAGCUUCACGAGGGAGAAACAAGCUUAUGGAAUGGCUAUUCCGACACUCCAUGGAGGCAUUUGCGAAUGCACGCGAUCGCGAGUCCGGAUACACACCAUUACAUAGAUCUAUUUUCUAUGGCCAGAUACAUUCGACAGUUGCUCUGAUGAAACUAGGUGUAAACACAGAUAUAGUUGAUAAAGAUGACUAUACUGCGUUAGAACAUGCGAUGCUUGACCGCCAUUACAUGUACAAGCACAUUGGUGACCAGCCCAGUGAUGUAUAUGUGUGGGGAACAAACUCAAACUACACCCUGGGCACGGGUACGCAACAGCAACGUAAUUCACCCGAUCUACUCACGUCUUUUAGCAGAACUAACAACUCAGUUAAACAGGUGUGCCUGGGCAAGUUCCACAGCGUGUGGGUGUGCGAGGCGGGCGGUGGAGAGGCGUGGUGUGCGGGGCAGACGGCGCGCGCAGGCGGCCCGCCCAGCACCGCGCUGCGCCCCGCCCACCUGCGUCUACCGGAGCCCUGCCUCGCUGCUGCUAUUACUCUCACCUCCACCGUCUUCCUGCUGCAGAGCGGUGCGGUAGUCCAAUACGGACUCAACUCAACAGACAAUAUAAGUUCGUCUACCGCAAAAACGCCAACAGUCAUAAAAUUGGGUUCAACUAAACCACUGUUGAAGUUAGCCGAUCCGCUGGGAGUUUGUGCGGGCAGACUGCACGCGGUAGCUUGGAACCCCCGUGCAGUGUACACGUGGGGCACCAACCUGGGACAGCUGGGUCAUCCUCAAGAGGAUAAAGUAGUCCCAGCUCCGAAACGAGUAGCCGUUUCUAUUAAUACAAAAGAUCAGACGGAAAUUCAAUUGGUAGCCACUUCGGAUGCUGCUACAGUAUUUACUACAAGUCGGGGCGAUGUUUACCUUUUGCAUAAGUAUUUGUGCAAGAAAAUUGUAAUCAAACAUAUAAACUUACGUCAAGUAUGCGUAGAAAGUAAAGUGAGCGAGCAAGGAGUUUACUCGCGAGUCACAGUUUUGUUGCUCACGAAUGUUGGACAAUUGCAUAUCUGGCAAGAUACAACCAACCGUCUUACAAGAUGUGUUUUUGGUCUGAAUCAUCAAACUUUAAUAUCCCACGUGGCUUUAACACAUGAUGCGCUCUACUUUAUAACAAAGUAUGGAGAAGCGUAUGUCGGUAGUAUGUCUAGAAAAACAAAUCCAGUCGUACAAUCCACGAAGAAAGAAAAGGACAACAAUAAAUCUGCAUUAGUUAAGUUCUUAGAAAAGGACGACUGUACUUCUGUAAGGAUUGUUAAAAUACCAAAUAUACAUCGGGCGGUGGCUAUUUCAGUUGACAAUGAAGGAUUAAAUUUCGCUUGUUUGCAAAUAAAACCAACUUGUGGUCUAACAUCUCUGCCGGAACUUUCUCCGUCCAGUAUAACUAAACAUAUGGCAUCUCUAUUAGAAACAGCAACUGAAGAUGAUAUUUUACAUGAUGUCAUAUUUAAGGUGAACAACAAAUUGUACCCGGCUCAUAUAUUCAUAGUGGCAUCCAGUAGUGAAUAUUUAUACAAAAUGUAUCAGGAAUCACGCACAAAUACAGAUGAUAAGCCUAUAGUAUGUCUAGAUAAUGUACAUCCGGAGGUAUUUGAAAGGAUAUUGAGGUAUAUGUAUACUGGAAGUUGUGACGUCACAGAAUUAGGACCCUGUAGCCUAAAGAUAAGAAAGGAAGAUCUAAAUGCUGUUAUUAAGAAGGAAAAAAACGAGAUCGAUAUUGAAAUUGAUGCUGUUGAAAAUCCAAUGGAAGUGACCGCAUUCGAAGUAUACAAGGGUCAGAAUAACAAACGUAGUAAUAAAAACCGUCGCAACACCGACACUCCUCCGCGCAGCAUUCACUGCGACCCUGUCAAACUCGUGCAAGCUAGUGCAAAACGCCUUAAAGUUAUGGGAUUACAUAAACUGCUUGAUAAAUACUAUUACAGGGAUGGCACUAUAUAUCUUAAAGAAAGUGCAACAUAUACAAAGAAUAGUCCACCUCCACUCGACCGCGAGUCUUUCCCAGAACUGGUGGACACUAAUGUUGGCUGCAAAGACGGCUCACUCAUACCCGCACACAAGUGUGUGCUGGCAGCCCGCCUGGAGUACUUCAAUGGAAUGUUCAUGCAUUCCUGGACAGAGAGCAAAGUGAUGUCGACGGUGACUCUACCAAUAAACUAUGGCAUUCUAUUGCCAGUUAUUAACUUCCUCUACACUGAUUCUUGUCCGGAAAUUGAAAAUUCAGAGAGCAUUGAUUUUAUUUGCAGUAUGCUUAUAGUAGCGGACCAACUGUUUAUAACUCGACUUAGAGAAAUGUGUGAAGUAACAUUAGCAAGUUUGAUUACAUUGAAAAACUGCGCCGAACUCUGCCAGUUCGCUCACACAUACAACGCCACACAACUCAAACAAUGUUGUAUGGAAUUUAUUGGCCUUAACAUAUGCAAUAUACUAGAAAAUCGUUCGCUUGAUUUGUUAGAGGAUACUCUAUUAGAAGAUAUAUCAAAUUAUUACUGCAAAUUUAAUCCCAUAAUGUCAUCUCGAGUCAUCACACCUUUUUUCAACAGUCCCAAUGAUGAUGUUAUUGACGAAUUCGCAAAGAAUUCACCCGUCGAUCUUAGUGUUAUAGAUGAGGAUUUGAAGAAAGAUGACAGCAUUUUAGAGGUCAAUAAGAGAAAAACUAAACAAUCUAAGAAAGUUGAAUAUACAGAGAGUGAGAAAGCUAGAAUGAGAUACGAGUCUGUGAGCUCCGUAACAUCUCUGGACCUCUCCUACGAUACCUCAGGAGAUGUGACUCUGUCUUUAAAUUCUAUUGCGAAAGAAAACGAGACAAAGAAAAUUGAGAAAAAGGACAAAUGGAUAGAAGUGCCAUCUGCCCAACAAAAGCAGCAAAAGGUCAUACAAGCGAGACUCAAAGCAAUCACAACCGCUAAAGAAAUUCUCAAUGAAACUCCAACUGAGUCAUUUAUAAAGCUGACUAAGAGUAACUCUUCGAAUGCCAUGAAUUCAAGCAAAGACAAUCAUGGCCCUGGUACUUCUCGUAUGUCCGAAUCUCCUAAGGAAUCAACAUUCUCAGAGUCAAAUUGGGGUCCACAAUGUAACUUAGUUGUUAAUCAUAUUGGACCAAAACUCUCUCAAAAGCAAAGGAAGAAAUUGGCCAUGCAAGGGAAUGAUGUAGCAACACCACAAAACUUGGAUAGCUACUUAUCUAAUAAAUUAAAUUUAGGAAGUCCACCGGACAAGCCAAGAAAUCCAUGGAAAAUUUGUGAGGCUCCCAUAGCCAGUAGUAGCCCAAAAGCUAAAGGGAUAGAGUUCAAUCAGAUUUUGGCUGACCAAAAGAAGCAGAAAGAUGACUUCUCUAGAAUCAUGACAAAGCCUUUGGCACUAACACAGCUUGAAGAUAAAGCAAUUGAGGAAUUGGAGAGAUUUUACAAUGUGCAUGAAAUAGAUGAUGAAUUGAUAACGGUGCGCCGCAUCGAGCUUCAAGUGUCCUCACCACAAUGGAUUCACACUGCCCCAAAGUGAUAAUUAUGUGCUAUUUUAAAAUUAUACAUUUACAUUACAAUUUGACAUAUUGAUAUUUUAACAUAAUUAUAAUAAA
Molecule: messenger RNA, 3939 nt
Organism: Papilio machaon (common yellow swallowtail)
Lineage: Eukaryota; Metazoa; Arthropoda; Insecta; Lepidoptera; Papilionidae
Product: inhibitor of Bruton tyrosine kinase
Exons: 14
Coding region: 138-3863 (1241 amino acids)
Molecular function (GO): protein binding
Source: RefSeq, a predicted model, not a curated record